ACAGUAAACAGCACAUUCGUUGUUUCUCUGGUCAGGUUCUGCAAAUCGUCCUCGCAAGUCUCAAUUCAAUCUCGCGUAAAAAGUUCGCUAGCCGGAGAGACCCUUCCAAAUCUCAAAUAUUCUGUUUCUUCUCGAUCUCAAGCUAUUCAUUCAAAUUUUCCUCUUUUGAGGCCGGAGCCUGUCUAAAGUAUUUGUAGGAAUUCGCUGCUGCAUCAACCUCCGCAAGAAAUUAUUGCUUCCGGAAUCUGGAUCUGAGCGUCUAUAUUUCUGAGUUCGGGUUUGGAUGGUGAACUAUCCAAUGAAUGGAAUUGAAGAUUGAAUGCAACUAAGCAUGAUGAUGCUUUAUGAGAAUUUGGGUUCCUAAAAAUCGAUCACUUUUCUGAAGAACAAGUGUUCCAGCUUCAAUUGUUUAGAUUUCAGGUGUUUUGUGGGGAUGAGUUGUGUGGUUACGAUUCAAUUAUUCUUAUAGGAAAUUUUCAUCCUCAGGUUUCGGAGAUCAGGCGUCUGAGAACUUGCCGUCAUGUUCUAUGGUGCGGUGGUCUGGGACCCUUGGCUUAUUGUUGCUCAAAUUGUUUGUCUUCAAUGCUUAUAUUAUAUAACUCUCGGCUUGUUCUUGUCGAUACUUGUCGGGACUCGCGUAUCUCGGUUAAGCCUCGUAUACUUCUUUGAUUAUGUGACCAUCACCACCUCUACGGUUACUGGUUGGUGUGUUAUUGCCUCAUUUCUGCUCAGCUCUUUUGCAGGGUCUGUAUAUAUGUUUUAUUUAAUUGAAAGGGCAAAGAAAUGUUUGGAUUUUUCAGCCACCCUCUAUAUCAUCCAUCUUUUUAUAUGCAUUGUGUAUGGAGGUUGGCCAUCUUCUAUCACUUGGUGGAUUGUGAAUGGUACUGGGGUUGCUGUCAUGGCACUGUUAGGUGAAUAUCUGUGCAUUAAACGUGAGCUCCGGGAGAUACCAAUAACACGAUUUCGUUCAAAUGUUUGAUUGACAGUGAGUUGAAAUCAAGAAUUGUUGUGUUCGGGGAUCAUAACCGCACCUGAUUCUAUGCUUUGAAUUUGGAUGAUCUCCCAGAUAAAGCCCAUGAAUUGCAUGAUUAUUCAUGCUACUGGAAGAAUUACCCUCUCCAACGAAUUCUUCCUUGGUUUCUUAGAAAGCAUAGAUAAUCCCACUAGACUAGUACACCAUUUUUCAAGAAACACCAAAAACUUUAAUGGAAGUAAUUCUUUUCCUCCUUAUUCUCAUUUUCCUUUUCUUCUGUGAGUUUUCUGAUCUGUUUAUGAUCUUAAAAGCGUAUGUUAAUUUUGUAUACUGAUAGUCUGCGACAAUGAUAUGUUAAUGAGAUCUCUUGGUCAAUAACAUAUCUAAAGACUAGGUUGUUGACAGAACACAAUAGCAUUGUGUGAUUCAUGUA
Molecule: messenger RNA, 1406 nt
Organism: Neltuma alba
Lineage: Eukaryota; Viridiplantae; Streptophyta; Magnoliopsida; Fabales; Fabaceae
Product: protein SYS1 homolog
Exons: 4
Coding region: 521-979 (152 amino acids)
Biological process (GO): Golgi to plasma membrane protein transport; Golgi to endosome transport; protein localization to Golgi apparatus
Cellular component (GO): Golgi membrane; trans-Golgi network
Source: RefSeq, a predicted model, not a curated record